CCGUGUCCUGGAAACCGCCCCUGACGCCUCUUUGGUUCCCACCGAAACAAACAAAGCGCAGAUGGAGUCUUUCUCCGUACACAAACGUUUACCAGCGCUCCCUCCAUCCAGUUGAUUCCCGUUAGUUAGAUGGGCUUGUCUAUCUAGUGUCAUAUAGAAACAAUGUCAGCCAUUUAUUAUUUCUUUCUGUAACGUUGUUGACGACUCGCGUGUGAUUUCAGUCAUUGCGCAACAGUGGCAGUUAACGUUACCCCAGCUAGCUGCCACUUCAGCGUCCAAACAACUGCCCGGUGCUCAUUAGGCUGAGGCUGAGCAGAGAUGACAAGCGAUUUGGCUGUUAACGUAUUUACUUCCAAACAGGUUUGGUAGGCACGAAUGACCGCCCCGGUUUGGCUCCUGCUUGAAAAAGAUCAGAUGUCAAGAAAGAUUUGUUGAGUCAAGCUAGCUAGCAGCACACUGAUCAGCCUUGUACAUUAACCUCGCCACCCCCCUCCUGAUUGCUCUGCUGUGGCCUCAUCCUGGGCUUCUCCAAACUCGUUUAGUAUGAGUGCAAUGCGCGUGGAUGCCAAAGUGGUGAUGCUGGGAAAGGAGAGUGUGGGGAAGACCAGCCUGGUGGAGAGAUACGUUCAUCAUCGCUUCUUGGUCGGCCCGUACCAGAAUACUAUCGGUGCUGCUUUUGUUGCCAAACCAAUCCAGGUGGGAGAGAAAGUGAUUACCCUGGGAAUAUGGGACACAGCUGGAUCAGAGCGCUACGAAGCAAUGAGCAGAAUCUACUACAGAGGAGCCCGGGCAGCCUUGGUCUGCUAUGAUCUGACUGACAGCAGCAGCUUCCAGCGAGCUCGGUUCUGGGUGAAGGAGCUGCAAACCUGCGAGGAACACUGUAAGAUCUACCUGUGUGGCACUAAGAACGACCUGGUUGAAGGAGAUCGGGGUCUGCGCCAAAUCGACUAUCACGACGCUCAGGACUUUGCUGAAGAGAUUGGUGCGCAGCUUUUCGAGACCUCCAGUAAAACAGGAAGUAAUGUUGAUGAGUUGUUCCAGAAAGUUGCUGAGGAUUAUAGCAACACUGCCUUCCAGUAUAUGACAGCGGAGGAAACGGGCGUGGACUUGGGCCAGAAGAAGGACUCAUAUUUCUACACCUGUUGCCAUAACAACUGAUGCAUAGCAGCAGCAAGGGAAACAGGAGCGGUCACCUUCCCUCGGCUAGAGUAAAACCUGGAUAACGUUGGAUGGCCUGUCAGAUAACUCUGAUGUGGAACUGGAAUCCAAAUCACAGAACCAGAAAUCAGGCAGUACUGUUUAAACCUUGUUAGAUAUGUUUAUUUCUUUUGUGCCAUAAAGAACUGAGGGCUGCAAGACUUUAUGGAGGAAGAUCUAAUUCAACUGUUACCGGGUGGAGAUGGAUUUUACACCAACAUUCACACUUUUCACCCAGUUAUGUCCCGUGUUUUAUCAGCUGGUCCAUUUCUUUUUCCUAGCUGGACCGUGGAAGUAAACAUUAUCCCUAAAGGUGUGGUGUCAAACAAUCUGGAGCUGUGCUGUGGUUAAAAGAUGACCCGCGGACUGGCAGAACUUGAUUGAGGUGGUUUAUUGUUGUGGCGAGUGCUGUGCAUCCAGGAGGGGGAAUGGUUUGUUUACAGCUGUUCUAUUUUUUUUUAUUUAACUCUAUUUAACUUUGCUGUUAGUCCGGCACAUCGUCCAUGAAGCCUAUACACAUGGAGUACAAAGGAUACUAGGAUACAAAACACCAGUCAUACUUAAUUGAAAUUUGUCUUAUACCUUUCCAAAUCUGGUAUAACACAUGAAUGAAAUCAUACCAAUGAUCUUUUUAAAGGCCUUAUACCUGCAGUAGAAAUGACAGGUGUCCCCAAAUUCUACUUUCAGAGCUUUGGCUCUUCAGUGUUUACCACAACUUUUGCCAUGUGACAGCCAUGAAUGUAUUAACAGGGCUGGAUACGACCUUCAUGCUAAUCUGCCCUACUUGUCACCCGUAGUACUGCAACAAGAAUAAUCCUGAGAUUACCAUUAUAAAAGAAAAAUGUAUAAAACUGUUCACGGGGUUUAAUUAUUACUCUUUGUUUCCAUUAAGGUUUUAUAUUUGUAAAACUUUCCCAAAUACUUUUAUUUUCAUCUGAAUGUGAAGUCUUUAGACUGAGCGUGAACGUGUGGGCAGGGCCAGCAGGAGAAACAUUAAUGAGCACUUGCAGCAGUGCACUCAACGCGAAAACAAACCCAGAAGCUGUAAAACUCUUUUGGUUCAUGUGUUCGUUGAGCAGUUUUCGUUCAAAUGACGAGCCGCCAUUUUAGAAUAUCCAGCUCUUAUAAUACAUCCAUGGUGUCGGCACGUACAACAUGUGUCUGAUACGUUAUAUUUUGAAUAAGCUAUGAGUCUGUCAAAAGGAAAAUCAAAUUUAAAAUUUAUUAAAAUGUUAUUAAAAUGCCUAGCUGUCUGUAAUUAAAAUGCAUGGCCUGAGCUGACUGAAACAACAUUUUAAGGUGUUCUGCGUUUAAACUCUUAAAUUUUCUAUUUUGUCAUUUCAAAUGCAAGUACACAUAUGGAAAUAUGUCUUUUCCUCUGGUUGUCAGUGAAGCCGUGAGAUGUUCAUUUUUCUGAAGACAAGCCUCUGAAAGGUUUCAAGACAAACUCCACUUCUACAGAAAGAUGAUCAAGGUUCCUCUUCAUUGUGUUGAGAAACUACAGAUUUCACCAACACAGGACAAAAACGUUGGUAGUGAAUGUUGUAAUACAAAAUGUAAUCGCAAUGUUCUCAAAACAAUAUUUACAGCUAUAUUUAACUUCAAGACUCACUAAUUUAUUGCCUUUUAAGUUGCCAGGAGGACAGGGGAGGUGGGGGUUCCUCCAUGUUGCUGAUUUGAUGUGUUGAUGUUCCACUUGUUGAUAUUUUGAUGCACAAUAUUUUUUAUUGAGGGCUGUUUAAGACAGGCCAGUGUGAAAUGCAGAAAUGUUCUGUAAAAUUAAAGGCUCGUUAAAACAAUGUUUCAAAGCUUUGACAGACCUUACAUUUUUAUAGUGAUUGAUGCACACUUUUUUGCCCAUAUAAUAUCUGAGGUUAUGCAUUGAAGUGAAAAAAGAUUAUGCAAAUGAAUGGCAAUAUAUGUAAAAUUGUACAGAGCAACUACAGAACAGAAUUUGUGGCACACUGAAAACCCUUUUUUUAAAUUCAGUUUGGCAUUUCCAGCUUAUGCCACUUGCAGAUAAUUUUGCUUGUCCUCUCAUGCCAUCUAUCCCCACCAAGAAAAAGAAAACAAUAUAAAAUCCCCCAGAAAGGAACAUUACCAUAAACCAGAAACCGCAAAAGUGGCACAAAUGAAACAGACCCACG
Molecule: messenger RNA, 3344 nt
Organism: Micropterus dolomieu (smallmouth bass)
Lineage: Eukaryota; Metazoa; Chordata; Actinopteri; Centrarchiformes; Centrarchidae
Gene: rab24
Product: RAB24, member RAS oncogene family
Exons: 9
Coding region: 544-1158 (204 amino acids)
Molecular function (GO): GTP binding; GTPase activity
Source: RefSeq, a predicted model, not a curated record